AUGGAAUACAACUCCGUAACAGAUCUUUACUAUGGAGUCUCCCUGAAGAACGGGCCAAUUACUCUGACCCCUAACCUGCCUGAACCAAGGGUAGCUAAGACACAACAGACGAUUACCCCUACAACCCUCCCCAGCCUACGCCAUAGAGACUCCACUGCACUCAUGGCUCCAAUAAACUUCCGGAACGGACAUCACUGUCAGGCGUGCAACAACAUACACAUUCAUUCAAGCAGACAGGUCGCACUCGAUGAAGACAUAAUCGCACUGGAGCUGGCUCAGGAGGAACUGAAAUUCGUCAGUCAGUCCGUGGAACAAUUGCUAGAUGUGAUGCGGAACGGAGAUGGUCAGCAACUCGAGACUCUUUUUGCAGCAGCUCGAAGUGGUGUUUCACAAGAUGAGAUCUUGGCCAUGGCCAGGCAAUUCACCCGAGGCAAGGAGAGAGAAGACCCAAAAUAG
This is a messenger RNA of Talaromyces stipitatus ATCC 10500, 456 nucleotides long. RefSeq lists its product as uncharacterized. The coding region runs from base 1 to 456 and encodes 151 amino acids. The transcript is spliced from 2 exons. Lineage: Eukaryota; Fungi; Ascomycota; Eurotiomycetes; Eurotiales; Trichocomaceae. The record is from RefSeq and is a predicted model, not a curated record.